Molecule: messenger RNA, 1050 nt
Organism: Penicillium daleae
Lineage: Eukaryota; Fungi; Ascomycota; Eurotiomycetes; Eurotiales; Aspergillaceae
Exons: 1
Coding region: 1-1050 (349 amino acids)
Molecular function (GO): oxidoreductase activity, acting on the CH-OH group of donors, NAD or NADP as acceptor
Source: RefSeq, a predicted model, not a curated record
AUGGCCACUAGCAGUCUCGUCGUCCUCACCGGUGCUACCGGCUUUGUGGGAUUCAAAACACUCAUCAUUGCGCUGAAAGCCGGAUACAACGUGCGCAUUGUGGUCCGCUCAGCUAGCAAGGGUGACAAAAUUCUUGAAGCGCGUUCUAUCAAGGCGUUGAAGCUCACUAGUGAGAUACUCUCCUACGUUGUUGUCCCAGAUAUCGCCGCUCCUGGCGCAUACGACGACGCUGUGAAAGAGGCCACUUACGUGGUUCAUUGCGCAUCUCCAAUCCCUAGCUUUGGUGAUGCGGCCCCUACUCCGGAGCUAUAUGAUGAGUUUUUCGUCCAAACUUCUCGCAAAGCCACUGUCGGUCUCCUAGAGAGCAUUCGCAAGGCUGGCACCGUUAAGCGGGUUGUCAUCACUAGCUCUAUUGCCGGCAACAUCCCCUUGAAGUACUUUGUUGGCCAUGGGGAUGACAAAGUUUUUGACGCCGAGAACCGCAUUGCUCUUGAUCCUGGCCCGUAUGGUAUCGAGUUCCAGGCCUAUAGCGCUAGCAAGGUUGCUGCUCUAAAUGCCUCGGAAGCCUGGAUGAAGGCGAACAACCCAAGUUUUGACUUAAUUAGCAUUCAUCCUGGAUGGGUUUUUGGUCGUGAUGAGCUAUGCACAACCACUGCUGACCUCGAGACUGGGUCUACUAACUCCGUCCUCUUGAGUUUGCUGAAGGGCUCCCAGUCCGAUGAGCCCUUGAUGGGCAACAUGUCUCUUGUGGACGACGUCGCUCAGGUGCACGUUAGCGCCCUUGAUCCUAAGAUUGAGGGUAACCAGGCUUUCGUUGUUAGCUCUAACGGUAUCAAUGGUGCAAUGUGGGAGGACGCCAUUGAAGUCGUCAAGAAGUACUUCCCUGAGGCCUUGGCCGAUGGGCGCUUGAAAAGCACCGGGAAGCAGCCAACGGCUGUUGUUCGGGUUGACGCCGGGAAGACUGAAAAGACCUUCUGUAUUCACCUGUCCAGCUUUGAGGAUCAGGUUAAGAGCCUGGCUAGCCAGUACCUCGAACUCACCAAGCCUUAA